Molecule: messenger RNA, 5736 nt
Organism: Sphaeramia orbicularis (orbiculate cardinalfish)
Lineage: Eukaryota; Metazoa; Chordata; Actinopteri; Kurtiformes; Apogonidae
Gene: il1rapl2
Product: interleukin 1 receptor accessory protein-like 2
Exons: 18
Coding region: 1456-3630 (724 amino acids)
Biological process (GO): signal transduction
Source: RefSeq, a predicted model, not a curated record
AAGAAGAAGAAGUGGCUCAAGCGGUUCUUCCGUCGCGCUUUUCAUUCUCCUCGAUGCUCUGGCGCUUCUGUACCAGCAAGAGGAUUUUUCUUUCUUUUUCUAAAAAAAAGAGAAAGUCAUCAAAAGUAGACUCUGUAGUGAUUUUGACAGAUGAAGUGCACUGGCAGAUCGCAUCCAGGGAAGGACGAGGGGGAGUGUGAAGCACUCUGACCUGUAAAAGGGACGGAUUCCAGUAGAAAAGUAAAGAAAAGAAGAGGGUGCAAACGUAAAGAAAACGCUUUCUUCCUCUUAUUGGAUGGUUUAAGAGAAAAAUAAAGCUGACAAGAAUUGAAAUCUCGCUCUGAAGCAUCUUACAUCACCGUCGGCUCUGGAUAUGGACUGAUUGUUUUUAUCGAUCAGCUGAUUGAUUGGCUGAUUGGCUGUUGGACUUUAUUACCCGGCAAACUUGGACUUGCGGAGGAUUUGGCGUUACAAAGCAAAGCCUCUGCCUGUUCUGUCUUGAGAUUAUGCUUCUCCAUCAGCACCCCUGAAGCGAUUAAUCGAUAUAUGGACAACAACAUCGCGCAAAGUGGGACCUUACUGGUCAUUUGAUCUAUAACGGUCGACUUUCCUGUCUUUGCUCAACAACGAAAUACUCUUGGAAGAAACCGUCUAUAUAUGCAUCCUCAAACUUAGAGAUGCUUUAGAACCCUUUAGAAACUGCACGUGAUUUCUGGAGGUUUUCUAGAUGAAUUAUUAACGUCUCCUAUUUCACGUCGCAGACACAUUUGCGGCGUUCAGUUGCUUCCAGGGGUGCGCAAAGUAUCCUAAAGUACCAACAAAUGUGCGUAAAUGUCACUGUAAAAUAAUUUUAAAGGAAUAUAACGGUGAUUGUUGUUGUGCCGGAGCUUCGCAGGAUCCCAGUUUGGAGAUUGGAAGUUAUUUUUGGCUGCGUAAAGUGGAGCGACUCUUCCACACCACUGCCCGGACAGAGACAGAGACAGACUGAGAGGGGAACGGUACUUGUCUCUGUCUUCUGUUCUGUCCUGAAAGAACAGACACAGAGGAGGUAAAGAGAACGGAAGGAAUGCGAAACUGCGACUAAGUGGAGCAGCCUCUGUAUUCACAACAUCUCGGAGAAAAGAGAACACGGAUCCUCUUGCAGCCAGAUACUUUCUUGCAAGAAGCUGUACGUCUUUUUUCUUUCUUUCUUUUGCGUUAAAGAAAACAAAAAAAAAAAAAAACGCCUCCUCCUAUCAGCUAAUUAUCUGUACAGUUUGGAAAGGAAGAGGGGUCUGCACCAUCCAGGUUAUUUUACGACAGAAACAGCACAGAGGGGAACAUCAGAAGAAGAAUAAAAAAGGUGGAAUAACAUUUUUUUUUUCUGUUCAGUCCCUGUCAACAUUGUCGCGUGGAGCCGCGUGGACACAGGAUUUGAUCCUCAGAAAGCACCAGGUGCCAAAAGAGAAGAGAGAGAUGAAGAUUUUACCUUUCCUCUUCCUUCUCUUCCUCUUCUUCGCCACAGGAGAUUGUGACGAUGUCAAGUACAUCUCCAAGAGGAACUCAGUGGAUGGUUGUAUAGACUGGUCAGUGGACUUGAAGGAGUACCAUGUUCUGGCCGGUGAGCCUGUUCGGGUCAAAUGUGCCUUGUUCUACAGCUACAUCCGUACCAACUACACUAUGGCCACCAACGCCAAGCUGCGCCUCAUCUGGUACAAGAACAAAGGCGACGCAGAGGAGCCCAUCAUAUUCUCUGGCCACAGGCUGAGUAAAGAGGACGACUCUAUCUGGUUCAGAUCUGCUGAGCUUGAGGACAAUGGAUUCUACACCUGUGUACUAAGGAACUCCACAUAUUGCAUGAAAGUGUCUAUGUCAAUGACUGUCGAAGAAAGCGAUGAGGGGAAGUGCUUCAGCAGCAAAAUUCGCCAUUUGGAAAAAGCCGAAAUAACCCACAGCAAAAUGAUCACCUGUCCUGAUAUAGAAGACUAUCUGGCUCCAUACAAACAACCACAGAUGACCUGGUACAAGGAGUGCGAGCGGGUUGAAUGGAGGAGCUCCAUCAUCAUGAACAACACACACAUCUGGAUUCCAGAGGUGGAGGAGGGUGACGGGGGAAAUUACACCUGCGAGUUGCAGUAUGGAUCGAGAUUGGUGCGACGUACAACACAACUCAAAGUUACAGCCCUGCAGACAACCCAGCCUCCCAAGGUACUUUUCCCACCUGAGAGGCAAGACACAGUUAUAGAAAUCACACCAGGUAUGCCUCUCAGCUUGGACUGCAAGGCAUUUUUUGGCUACAGUGGAGAAAACAGAAGGCCCAUCAUCUACUGGAUGAAAGGGGAAAAGUUUGUUGAAGAACUAGCGGGACACAUCAAAGAAAGUGAAGUCAGGAUUUUACGAGAGCAUUUAGGGGAGAAGGAGGUGCAGCUAUCCUUGACAUUUGAUGCUGUUGAGGAGGCAGAUCUGGCUAACUACACCUGUUAUGUGGAGAACCACAUUGGGAAGCGCAGUGGGAGUGCUAUACUGCAAAAGAAAGACAUGUACCGUCUGGAGUUGGCUGGUGGUCUUGGGGUCAUACUCUUGCUGCUGGGAGUCCUGACAGCACUUUAUAAGUGUUACAACCUGGAAAUCAUGCUCUGCUACAGGAGACACUUUGGGAGUGAUGAAACUGAAGAUGAUAACAAGGAGUACGAUGCCUAUCUGUCCUACACUAAAGUAGACCUGGAUUCUUUGGGCAGGUCGAGCAGCGAUGAGGAGACGUUUGCUUUGGAGAUUCUGCCUGAUGUUUUGGAGAAACAUUACGGAUACAAGCUGUUUAUACCAGACAGAGAUCUAAUACCCAGCAGCACCUACAUUGAAGACUUGGCUCGUAGCGUUGAACAGAGCAGACGUUUAAUCAUUGUUCUGACUCCAGAAUUUGUCGCCAAAAGAGGGUGGAGCAUCUUCCAGAUAGAGACACGCCUCCACUCCAUGCUUGUUACUGGGGAGAUCAAGGUGAUCAUGAUAGAAUGUGCAGACCUGAAGAGUGUGAUCAACUACCAAGAGGUGGAAGCACUUAAACAUACAAUCAAGGUUUUAUCGAUCAUCAAGUGGAGGGGUCCCAAGAGCAACGAGCUGUCCUCAAAGUUUUGGAAGCAGGUGAUCUAUGAGAUGCCUGCAAAACGCAGAGAGACACUGUCCAGACGCCAGGUGAUGGAUUCCGGUGAACAAGGCCUCUUUGGCGACCUACAGACCACUGUCUCCACCAUUGCCAUGACUACAACCUCUGCUUCCUUGGCACCACCUAGCGAGAGUCGCCAUGGACAUCAUCAGGUUGCCUUGGCGACAGAGAUCCCUGACUACAACCAGAUGACCUUGCCCUUGGGUGGGGGUCACACGGCUACGGCAGCCCAAAUGAGGCAUUUCUGCCGCAGUUACGAGUUCCAACUACCCCCACAGCCCUCUUCCCUGUCACCUCCUCUCCCUCCUCCCACCACCGUGCAGUUCUCCACUCUAGGCCCCGGGGGGCGCCACGUCUACUGCAAUAUUCCUAUGACACUCCUGAAUGGACAGGUGCCUCAGAGCAAUACGCUUGGAAAGAAGCCAGAACUCCACCUGAACAGCACCUUCGUACCUCUCACCAGCAGAGAACUAAGCUCUGACAUCUGGUAGAAUGACGGCUUAGCUCGUACUGCAAUGCAGACCAGUUUCACAGACUUGUUUUCACUGGCUUUGGACACUGGGUAGACUAGACAGUCAACUGGUUUUCAAUAGGUUUUCAGACUUUGUACAGCCUUGAUGUCGGACUAGUGGUUAGGAAGGAUCCUUUGAACCUCCUCAUCCCAAUCUGUGAAAUACAGCUUGGAUUCACUCUGGAAGAGAAUAUUCAGAGGCUGUAGAGUGCUUUCAAGCAUAUGGAUUAAUUAUAGAAUUGGUUUCUGUUGGACCUACUGCUUAGUUGCAGAUCGAUACAGACUGGUAUCCAGGAUAAGUAUUCAUGACCUCUGGAAAGGAAUACAUUGUUGUACUGGUCAAACUGUGUCCAUGCUCACAUGACUGAUGGAGAGCAUUUGUAGAAAGAACACGAACAUUUUGACAUAUGUAUGCAAUGACUUGGGAAAGCUGUCAAAUAUGAAAAAAUAAGAAGAUAUUCGACAAAGAUAUUCAAGAUACAGGAUACCAAUGCGGAUCUUUGAGCCCAGAAACAUGCUCAUACACCAGCUACAUAUCCAGAAAAUCAGUCGAUUUGUCAGCAGCUUGACUUCUCAGAAGAUCAUCCAACAGUAGUGCAGUCUUUGGAAUGCCAGUCCAUGCUGAGUUUUCAGAAAUAUCGAGCUUGACUAGGUGACUCAUCAGUAACGGAGGCAGACUUCAAGCAAUGAUUUUGGAUACCAGUCCACCUUAACACAACAGGUCAACCUCUUGAAAUACCUCUCUACUGCUAGUUACCUGGUUUGGCUGAAACAGUCAAAUAAAUGGAUCACACAACAAGUCAUCAAAAUAGAUCGACAUGUAAAGCAAAGGCUGAACUUGAUUACUGAUAAAGCACAGGUAGCAGGUGGCAACGAGAGCAUAACUAGCAGUAUAAACUGGUUCAUAUAAAGGCUAGUUACAUCUUGACCUUCAAGGAUGCAGAGAUGAACCAUGAGACUGGACUCCUGCCAGUUCAUCACCUUGAAACCCAGUAAACAGCUACCAGUCACCUCAUCCAAAGCCAAACUGGCCCAGAGGUGAACUUUUACCACCAAGUUAAACGCAUAAAGGACUUGCUUUUUUAUUUGCAUGACCACCCAUUUAGAUAAAAAAAAUAAAUAAAAAUAAAGGAAACAUAGGUAAAAGAAUAAAUGACACAAUCAUUUGAUGCUGCCUCUUAAUAUGGAGGAGACUAAAUGUAUUAUGUUGAUACAGUAUAUUUGUUUUCUGUCCAGCCAUGAAGUUAUGAUAAAAACCGAAAAGGGAAAACAGAGGUGUCCCUCCAAAACAUUCAGAAUUUUUUAGUAUAUGUUCUGUUUUGUUUUAUUUAAAGAGUUACAUACUUUUGAGGUUUGGUAAAUUUAACUCCACUUUCUUUUUUAAUGUUUGUUUGUUAUAAUAAUCUGUACAGUUUCCGUAACUUAUGCAUUGAUCUUUACAUGACAGUGAUUUGUUCCCUACAAUUUCUGUUCACACCCACAUCAAGUGUGUGCAGAGGCUCUUUUUACUUUCACAAUGCUCCUUUAUUCAUAGAUGGAUGGAUGGACAGAUGGAAGCCCAGAAAGAUGGAUGGAUGGAUGGAUGGAUGGAUGGAUGGAUGGACGGACGGACGGAUGCAUGGAUGGAUGCACGGAUGGAUGGAUGUACGGACGGACGGAUUCUUAAUAUUUGUCAUGGCAGUACAAACCCUGCUAAUGGACUGAUGCUCUGUCACUCUGGAAUCCAGACCACCCCCAGUCAGCCAAAGGGGCUUCACUGCGUAUAAACCUGGACUCCAGCUGAACCAGACCGCAAUCUUCUUGUGAGCUUUAAGAAAACAAGAUUAUUACUAUAAUAUUUAAGCAAAGUGAGUAAUGUUUUGAAUUUACACAAAGGUACUGUCCUUGUCUUAUUAAAACCAAUGAAUUCUGGAUAUUUGAGAUUGUUUGAUACAAUAAUUAAUUAUAUGAGUUGUUCUAUUCAAUGGCAAUAUACAGUAUAGUGGUUGUCUUUUGAUUUCUGCUAAAUUUCUUUGGCUAUUCUUUGGAUAUAUUGGUUGAAAUAAUUUAACUGAGAGCAAAUAAAAAUUAUAUGAGUUGUUUUUUA